ACAACUACAACUACUUCACCAACCACUACAACUGAAGCAUCAACAAUUACAACUAAUGCACCAACAACUACAACUACUUCACCAACCACUACAACUGAAGCAUCAACAAUUACAACUAAUGCACCAACAACUACAACUACUGUACCCACCACUACAACUACUGCACCCAACACUACAACUACUGCACCAACCACUACAACUGAAACACCAACAACUACAACUACUGCACAAACAACUACAACUACUGCACCAACCACUACAACUGAAGCACCAACAACUACAACUACUGCACCAACCACUACAACUACUGUACCAACCACUUCAACUACUGCACCCACCACUACAACUACUGUACCAACCACUACAACUGAAGCACCAACAACUACAACUACUGCACAAACAACUACCACUACUGCACCAACCACUACAACUGAAGCACCAACCACUACAACUACUGCACCAACAACUACAACCGAAGCACCAACAACUACAACUGAAGCACCAACAACUACUUCACCAACCACUACAACUGAAGCAUCAACAAUUACAACUACUGCACCACCAACAACAACAACUGCUUCAUCAACAACUACAACUGCUGUACCAUCAACUACAACUGCUGCACCAACAACUACAACUGAAGUACCAGCAACUACAACCACUGCACCAACAACUACAACUGCUGUACCAACAACCACAACUGCUGCACCAACAACUACAACUGCUGCACCAACAACUACUGCACCAACAACAACAACAACAACUGCUUCAUCAACAACCGCAACUGCUGCAUCAACAACCACAACUGCUGCACCAACAACAAUAAGAACUGCUGCACCAACAACCACAUUUGCUGCACCAACAACUAAAACUAUUGCAUCACCAACAACUGAUGUACCAACAACUACAUCUUCUGCACCAUCAGCUACAACUACUGCACCAACAACCACAACUUCUGCACUAACAACUACAACUUAUACACCAUCAAGUACAACUGCUGCACUAACAACAACAACAGCUGAUGCACCAACAAAUACAACCUCUGCACCAUCAACUACAACUACUGAACCAACAACUACAUCUUUUGUACCAACUACUACAACUACUUUACCAUCAACUCCAACGACUGCACCAACAACCACAACUGCUGCACCAACAACUACAACUACUGCACCACCACUAACAACAACUGCUUCAUCAACAACCACAACUGCUGCACCAACAACAAUAACAACUGCUGCACCAACAACCACAUUUGCUGCACCAACAACUGAUGUACCAACAACUACAUAUUCUGCACCAACAACCACAACUUCUGCACUAAUAACUACAACUUAUACACCAUCAAGUUCAACUGCUGCACUAACAACAACAACAACGGAUGCACCAACAAGUACAACCUCUGCACCAUCAACUACAACUACUGAACCAACAACUACAUCUUUUGCACCAACUACUAAAACUACUUUACCAUCAACUCCAACGACUGCACCAACAACUACAAGUGAUUUAUCAACAAAAACUACUACACAAAUAACUACAACUUCUGUACCAAUAACUACAACUGCUGCACUAGCAGCUACUGUACCAAUAUCUACAACUACUCCACCAACAAAUACUACACAUAAUGAAUCUACGACUACAACAACUUCCAGUUUCACUACUACUCCACCAACAACAACCACAACUGCAGCACCAACAACUACAUCUACUGUAAGAACAACUACAAAUGCUGUACCAUCAACUACAACUGCUUCAUCAACAACCACAACUGCUGCACCAACAACUACAUCUGCUUCAUCAACAACCACAACUGCUGCACCAAUAACCACAACUGCUGCACCAACAACUACUGCACCAACAACAACAACAACUGCUUCAUCAACAACCACAACUGCUGCACCAACAACCACAACUGCUGCACCAACAAAUACAACUACUGCACCAACAACAAUUACAACUGCUGCACCAACAACCACAUUUGCUGCACCAACAACCACAACUGUUGCACCAACAACUACAACUAUUGCACCACCAACAACUGAUGUACCAACAACUACAUAUUCUGCACCAUCAGCUACUGCACCAACAACCAGAACUUAUUCACUAACAACUACAACCUAUACACCAUCCAGUACAACCUCUGCACCAACUACUACAACUACUUUACCAUCAACUCCAACUAUUUCACCAACGACUACAAGUGAUUUAUCAGCAACAACUACUAUGCAAAUAAUUACAACUUCUGUACCAAUAACUACAACUGAUGCACCAACAGCUACUAUACCAAUAUCUACAACUACUUUACCAACAACUACAACUAUUCCACCAACAAAUACUACACAUAAUGAACCUACAACUACAACAACUUCCAGUUUCACUACUACUCCACCAACAACAACCACGACUGCUGCACCAACAACAACAACAACUGCUUCAUCAACAACCACAACUGCUGCACAAACAACCACAACCGCAGCACCAACAAAUACAACUACUGCACCAACAACAAUAACAACUGCCGCACCAACAACCACAACUAUUGCACCACCAACAACUGAUAUACCAACAACUACAUCUUCUGCACCAUCAACUACAACUACUGCACCAACAACCACAACUUCUGCACUAACAACUACAAUGUAUACACCAUCAAGUACAACUGCUGCACUAACAACAACAACAACUGAUGCACCAACAAGUAAAACCUCUGCACCAUCAACUUCAACUACUGAACCAACAAGUACAUCUUUUGCACCAACUACUACAACUACUUUACCAUCAACUCUAACUGAUUUAUCAACAACAACUUCUACACAAAUAACUACAACUUCUCUACCAAUAACUACAACUGAUGCACCAACAGCUACUUUACGAAUAACUACACAUUCUCUACCAAUAACUACAACUGAUGCACCAACAGCUACUAUACCAAUAUCUACAACUACUCCACCAACAACUACAACUACUCCACCAACAAAUACACAUAAUGCACCUACCACUACUACAACUUCCAAUUUCGCUACUACUACAACAACCACAACUGUAGCAACAACAACAACUUUACAAAUAUCAACUUAUACACCAACAACUGAAGCACCACUGCCAACAUAUACUCCAUUUCUAACAAAUACAACCACUUCACACAGAACUCUUCUUUUACUACCCACAACAACAGCUACUACUACUACUACUACAAUACCUAAUUUUGCACAGAAGAGAAAAAAACGAAAUGCAGUUUCACUAGAAACCACAGGGCAAACAUACAACCUACAAAAUCCAAGAGCACUAACACGUAUUUCACAAACAACACCAACUACUCUACCAACAACUAGUACUCCCACAGCUAUUCCACCAACAUCUUCAACCACUCCACCUACAACAACUACUUGUAGUUGUAGUACUCUAUCCACAACCAUUAUUUCAGCAACUCAACACAGUGCAACGACUACUUUGAGAACUACUUCACCAACAACUACGCCAUCAAUAACUUUUUCAAAUACCAAAACUUUACCACCAACAACCACUACACCUAAUACUUCAACAACUAAUCCACCAGCAGCCAAUACAACAACUUCAUCAACAACUGUUCCACCAACCACUAUAACUGCUCCAUCAACAACUCUUCCACCAACCGCUACAACUACUCCAUCAACAACUCUUCCAUCAACCAUUACAACUGCUCCAACAACUCUUCCACCAACCACUACAACUACUCCAUCAACAGUUAGUCCAGCAACAAGUACUACAGUUGUUCAUGCAUUUCUUAGGAUCAAAUUAUUUGAUAACCUGAGCAAUCUUCAAAUCAAGGAAUAUUUGAACAAGCUGCCGUGAGUCACCAUCUUAACGGCUAACUCCGCCUACGGAACAUACCAUGCUGCAAGUAAGUCUAACAUUAUAUUCACAUACCACUUAAUCAAAAAGUUUACACUGAUCAUACCUAACCACAAUACAAAUAUACAAAUACAGUUUUUGAACAAGACAAGGCAAUAAAGAAUAACCAGAUAUGCAUUUGUUUACAGAUACAACAUGGAUUCGUCCAAUAACAUCACCAGGGACCAGCCCGUGUUUGUUAAAAUGAGUAAAUAACAUAUACCAAUAAAUGUUUAAGAC
Molecule: messenger RNA, 4113 nt
Organism: Triplophysa rosa
Lineage: Eukaryota; Metazoa; Chordata; Actinopteri; Cypriniformes; Nemacheilidae
Product: mucin-2-like
Exons: 2
Source: RefSeq, a predicted model, not a curated record